Molecule: messenger RNA, 1479 nt
Organism: Penicillium olsonii
Lineage: Eukaryota; Fungi; Ascomycota; Eurotiomycetes; Eurotiales; Aspergillaceae
Source: the annotation of a GenBank genome assembly
AUGGCUGAACCCCCAAUUCGAGGCUCGCCUUCCAAGCAGCUUCUGGCGUUUGACCCGCAGUCCUCCGACCCCGCGGUUCGCCGCGCUUCUACUUUGCCGGGGAUGCAGGCCCAUGGCGCCCGCGUUGAUCCGUUCGCCAAUUGGACCGAUCAGCUUCAGCUCUCAGGUGCUGUUAGGGAUGACAUCAACGUUGCGCCUGGUUCCGCUGUGUCUGCUGUUUUGGCACAGAACGCACCUGUCGUGCUGCCUCCACUUCAUGGCCAGCUUCAGCCUUUGCCGACCACCUGGGAUGCGACCGGUCGCUAUUAUUUGCCAUCAGUUUCCUCAUUGGGUUUGCAGGAUCCCGCCAUACGCGCCCAGGAGAUAAUCGCGCAAUCGCAAUAUCCUUUCGGUCUCGACCACACUCGUGAUGAGAAUCAAGACUGGUAUCCCCAGGCUCGGUACUCACCCUCCCAGGAAGGGCGUGUGCUCACUUACAACCCGGUUCAAGCUGCCCCUGGCAUCACAAAGGGUGAACACCCGGCCCGCCAAGCUGCCGGUGAAGACCUUUCGUCCGCGAUGGUUCGUGCCCCGGCUGGCAUUCAAAUGACAGCUCCACGAGCCCCAGGCGGUGCUGUUAGGCUCAUUCCUCGCCGAGGUAUCAUCGUGGAGGGUGUUGCUCAGGAGACCGAACAUACCAACGUGCUCGCGUUGUUUCCCCGAUCGAGAUAUGGUACCCUGGAAGGAGUCUUUAUCCAGCAACUUCAUGCUUCGGGCAGAUUUUCCGUCGUGUUCGCCGAUCUUCGCGAGGCCAUUGAUGCCUUCAACCAGAUUCCUCGGGCCUACCCUGCAUGGAAUAUCAAGUAUGCCACCAUCGCGGAGGUAGUGUCCGCUGGUCUGAAUGGACCAUUCCACAGCAUGGCGAGCCCGGAGGAUGGUCAACUUGUGAUUUGUGCGCUGAUUGACACCCAGCCGCCAGUGCGUGACUUUGACCAAAGGACCGAUGAGUACGUGGCAAACGUCACCGAAGCACUUGGAGACGUGCGCUAUUGCAAUCGUGUCAGCGAGGAAAACGCCAGCGUGCGGGAAUACCGAGUCGAGUAUUUUAACGUCCAACAUGCCAUCCAUGCAUACUCCUGCCUCAACCAUUUGCUCUUGGAUACACUCCGGUUCGACGUCAGCCUUCCGCUGUCUGUUUUGCACACCCAGGCUCGCAAUGCCGGCUCGCCCCGGAGCCCUAUCACCCCUUUCCAGUGCUCACCAAAUGCGAAAAUGGAGAUUGACCCAACCUCGCCCGAGCUCUCCGACACCAUCGAGGAACAGCAUGUGAUUGAUCUUCUCAAGGUCGAACGUGGCGAAGAUUUGCGGACCACGGUCAUGAUCCGCAACAUUCCUAACAAGUUCACCGCGGAUACCUUUAAAACCAUCCUCGAUCAGUGGGUGUUUGCCAGAUACGACUUUGUCUACCUACGCAUGGAUUUCAUGCAUCAUUGCAAGUAA